This is a messenger RNA of Trametes versicolor FP-101664 SS1, 1713 nucleotides long. RefSeq names its product FAD/NAD-P-binding domain-containing protein. The transcript has 8 exons. Gene Ontology annotation, molecular function: oxidoreductase activity. Bases 1 to 1713 code for a protein of 570 amino acids. The record is from RefSeq and is a predicted model, not a curated record. Lineage: Eukaryota; Fungi; Basidiomycota; Agaricomycetes; Polyporales; Polyporaceae.
AUGGCGCCCUCCACUCCCACACCAAAGCGUGUCUGCAUCGUCGGCGCCGGAGCGUCUGGCAUGUCCGCCGCUUAUGCUCUGAGCAAGCAUCCAGACAAGUUCAAGGUCACCGUGUUCGAUAAGCAGCCCGUGGCUGGCGGCAUGGCCACCUCCGUCGACAUCGACCCUGCAAAGUAUGGUGCUUCCUAUAUUAAUGAUGGUGUACAAGGAUGUAGCCCCGUGUUCGCCAACACGCUUCGCAUGUUUCGAAUGCUCGGCUUCGAAGCUACGGAGGUUGAUAUGCAAAUCAGUUUCGGCAAGGGAGAGAACUUCUGGUCGAACGUGUUCCCCACGGAGCUUGUCGCCCAGUUCAAGGACGACAUCGCCAGGUUCGGCUCUGCGCUCAAGACUAUCAAGAACCUUGAGCCCAUCUUCGCUAUGAUCCCCGUGCACGUCAUGCUCAAGAUGUUCCGCUUCUCCGCGGGCUUCGGGGAGAGAAUGGUCUACCCGCUCGUGGCGCUCUUCUUUGGCACGGGAAACCAGACGCCCUACGUAUCUUCGGCCAUCCUGGAACGUGUCUUCAUGGACCCCAGCAUGAAGCUCUUCGAGUACGACCCGAAAAGUCUCCUGGCGAGCAUUCCCACCAUGCUCGCCUUUCCCAAGCUCCACGACGUUUACCAAGCCUGGAAAUCCGAGGUCGCCUCUCGGGGUAAUGUCGACUUCAAGCUGAACCACGAGGUGAUCCGCGUCGUUUCGCGCACUGCGAAGACGAACGGGCCGGUGCAGGUUGAGUACAAGAUUGCGGUUGCGGAUCUGGAGACGGCCCCACAGGUGGAUGCGUUUGAUGAGCUGAUCCUCGCGGUCGACGCCGAUGCGGCGCUCAAGCUUCUAGGGAAAGAAGCGACGUGGAUAGAGAGGCGAAUUCUAGGGAGCGUCAAAUACCUUUACGACGUGACCAUUACGCACAAUGACUUGGAUUACAUGAAGAAGUACUACGAGACUCGCUAUAAUCCAGGGCAUAACGCCCCCUUUCCUUCAGCCGGAAGCGACGAGGAGCGUGAGGAUAUGGAGAAGAGUUUCAAGUUCGCCGAAAGCAACUUCCGUCCGCUAUACUACACAAUGCAGUACGCCGAGGAUAAGUCGAAGAUUGAGAUGAGCUUCGACCUCACCCACUAUCAGCCGCAAUUCCGUGGGGAGCAGCCAGCCGGCCCCAUCUCUUCGUCCGACCACACCAAGCACCGCAACGAGUGCAAGCCCUCAGAAUUCACGAAAGAUGCUCAGGACGCUGAGAAGGGCAAGGCCGGUGAGGAGGUGCGCACAGGGAAGGACGCGGCGGGCAGGCCAGAGCCCCAGCUCGAGAACCACGUGUUCCAAACCAUUUUCCUCGACCGGGAGGGGAGCCAGAACCUAUGGACGUGGGGGGAGAUCGGGGAGGAGAAGCGCAUCUGCGAGAAGUGGUGGAAGCAGCAAAGCCACCGCUGGCAGCAUUACGCAAAGGUCGUGCCGUGGAUGAUGUUUGUGAACGGGAAGCGCAACACGCACUAUGCUGGGGCGUGGUCUGUUUUAAAUAUGCACGAACUGGCCGUUACGUCAGGGUUCGCGGCAGCCUACAGGCUCGGGGCGGAGUAUCCGUUCCAUGGCGACGAGGAUUGCGAGAGGCUGUUUAGGCUGUAUCUCGGCGUUAGUCACGGGUCGCGCAUGCGCAAGGACGACCGGAGCGGGUUUCUGGCAUGA